Messenger RNA from Saprolegnia diclina VS20, 1553 nucleotides. RefSeq lists its product as hypothetical. Lineage: Eukaryota; Oomycota; Saprolegniomycetes; Saprolegniales; Saprolegniaceae. Gene Ontology annotation, molecular function: protein binding. The coding region runs from base 19 to 1386 and encodes 455 amino acids. The record is from RefSeq and is a predicted model, not a curated record. The transcript has 6 exons.
CAAUCAUUCGUCGCUGGUAUGGCUCCGAAAUUGAGCCCGCAAGCGCUCGCGCAUCGGCUCAUGACCUUUGCCGACGAAGCGGCGAUCACCAAGUUCUUGGCCGAGCAGCUGGUUGCAUUCGACGAGCCCAACGAGCAAGGGUGCACGCUGCUCAUCACUGCCUGCGCCUUUGAUCGCGCCGAGCUCUUGCCGUUGCUGGUCGCCAAGACGACCAACUACGCGGCCGCGACGCACGGGAAUCUCAACAACGUAUUGCACUUUGCCGCCUUGUCGCCGCAUCCGACAGUCCUGUCGACGCUCUUGGCAGCAAACUCCGCUGCAUUCUCGCGACUCCUCAACACCGGCAACGCCAACGGCGACACCCCGCUCAUGGUGGCCUGCACGGCCAAGCACGUCGACGGCGCGUUGGCCUUGCUCGGCAGCGGCGCCGACCCGAUGGCCGCCAACCGCUCUGGCAUUACCGCACUCAUGUGCGCCGCCCGACUCGAAGAGAAUGAGAAUGACAAUACCGAAGCGAGCUCGCGCACGUUAGUGACGCGCUUGCUACGCGCGCUGGACGUGAGCGCGCUAAACGCAGUCAACAGCACUGGUCAGUCGGCGCUGCAUUUCGCAGUCCAGAGCCGCAACACGGCAGUGAUCCUCGCCUUGCUCACAGCGGGCAUCAACAUCGGGCUGCGCACCAAGGACGGCUACACGGCGCUCGAGAUUGCGCAGGCAGCACCGUACUUUGAUGCGGAUGCGCUGCUCGCGAUGGAAGUUGCGUGGGGAACGCUGGAAGCGCAGCUGGAAGCCGACCUUCUGGCGCUUGCCAACGACGAAAUCGCGGCGGCACCGAAAGCGUCCAAGAAGAAGAAGAAGGCGGUCAAGAAGGCUGCAAAAGCCACGCCCGCCGCGACCGACGCCAAGGUAGCAACGCCGAUCACGUCAUCAGUCCGACCUGCGGCGACCGGGCCGGCACGGACGAAUAUGCCUGUGACCACGACGCAGUUAUCCGCACCCGCGAAAGACACCGCAUCGACAACGAUGCCGUCAGCUGGCGCCUGGACGACCGUGCCGUCCAAGGUCCGGGUCGCGUCGCCGAUGCAGGCCAAGGCCUCGCCCAUGAAAGCGUCGACGGACGACUGCGCCGAGUGCAGCCACUUGGGCAAUGUCUUGCAAGCGCGGUUUCCAAUGUUUGAUGAGAUGGAGAUCACUGUGCGCAACUUUGUGAUCGACGACAUUGAGCAGCUGAGCAUGUCCCAGCUCGAGCUGCUCCAGGACGCGCACCUGCAGGCCUACCAGCUACUCAACGACAAGAAGAUGGAAAUUGCGCGCCGACUCGAAGGCGAGCGGGUCCAAGCCCAGUACGAGCUACAGCAUCAAGUGCUGCGUCGUGUAAACUCGUGAUUCAAAUGCAAUGCUUCGUUGUACAUGACGUGAAGGACAAGAGGAGUGUCUGUCACCAUGACGCGUGGCAUAUUGGACAACUUGUCGUCCAUGUGACGAGUAUACUACGAGUAGUCGACUAGUAUACACGUUGAUAGUCUAGUACUGCGAUCCUUUUUUGUUGCCAA